Molecule: messenger RNA, 1437 nt
Organism: Trifolium pratense (red clover)
Lineage: Eukaryota; Viridiplantae; Streptophyta; Magnoliopsida; Fabales; Fabaceae
Exons: 2
Coding region: 263-1177 (304 amino acids)
Source: RefSeq, a predicted model, not a curated record
AAUUACCUUUUUCUUUUCUUUUUUCCUCUCCCUCCCUCCAUCAGUAGCGAGUAGUAACCUUCGCUCACUUUAUUUACCCACUUCUGUUGCCGUUUUCUUUUCCAUUUUCUCCACUUUUUCUCUCUUUUUCGGAUCAUGUCGCCAUCGCCAUCUUCUUGAGGUUUUGCAAUUAAGGUAGCUUUUUUCUGUUCUGGGUGCUUUUGUCUGUCAAAAAAACUUGGUGGGUCACCAUCUGUUUGUUGAAAAGCUUAAACAAACAAAAAUGAAGGAUUUUCCUAGUUGUUUUGGUGAAAGUGGAGUUCAAGUUGCUGAUUCUUCUUCAUCAUCUUCAAGUGCUGCUAGAAGUUCUCAGAAUAAUACUGUUAGUUGUGUUUAUCAAUGCCGGAUACGCGGUAGGUUGUGUCCGAUUACUGUUAAUUGGAGUAAGAAUUUGGUGGGUCAACUUCUCACUGUUGGGAUCCAUGAUUGUCUUUGUAAGGUGGAUGUCAAACCCUGGGUUUUCUCCAAGAAGAAAGGUUGUAAGAGUCUUGAGGCUUUUUCUGCUAAAAUUGAUGUCUUUUGGGAUCUUUCGUCUGCUAAAUUUGGUUCUGGGCCUGAGCCGUCGGAAGGGUUUUAUGUUGGAGUUGUUGUGGAUCGACAAAUGGUUCUUCUUCUCGGGGAUAUGAGGAAAGAAGCUUUCAAGAAAACUAAUGCUGUCCCUUUGCCGUGCAAUUCCAAUGUAGCUGUUUUAGUUGCCAAGAAAGAACAUGUUUUUGGUAAGAAGAUGUAUGGUACCAAGGCUGUGUUUUGUGAUAAUGGUCAAAUUCAUGAUCUUGUGAUUGAAUGUGAUACCACAAGUGGCGUUAGUGAUCCGUGCCUUAUAAUUCGCAUAGACAGCAAAAUUGUGUUGCAAGUGAAGCGGUUGAGGUGGAAGUUUAGGGGGAAUCAUACUAUCCUUGUUGAUGGCGUUGCAGUGGAAGUUUUCUGGGAUGUCCAUAAUUGGCUCUUUGGUACUUCUCUUGCAGAUGCUGUCUUUAUGUUCAGGACGUGCCAUUCUGAGGACAAGUUGUGGACUACACAACCGCUUUCUUCUGAUAAUGCUAGUAUGCUGCAGUGGUCUUUCUCUGAGAGGUUUUCUGAGACCAAAUAUCUGGGUCUUGGUUUCUCACUUAUUUUGUAUGCCUGGAAGAACGUGUAGAGAUGCAGAAAUCCAUCAUAUUUUUAAUACUAACAGACAUCUUAGUAAGUUUUUUAUUUAUCAACCGUGUCACUGAAAUACAGUUGACAGAAAAUGAAAUGAAUCCUUUAGUUUUGUUUCUCUCACCCCCUCCCCCCGCGUUAAAUUCGCAUCCUCAAUUUAGCUAAUUAGCUGAGAUAUUAUCAGGGUUUUUGUUUUGGAAAUUCAAAUGGAUGUAAAUUUGCCUUGAAGUGUUAGUGUUAUGGUUCAUUUUGUUUAAA